Molecule: messenger RNA, 888 nt
Organism: Gekko japonicus
Lineage: Eukaryota; Metazoa; Chordata; Lepidosauria; Squamata; Gekkonidae
Gene: BHLHE22
Product: basic helix-loop-helix family member e22
Exons: 1
Coding region: 1-888 (295 amino acids)
Molecular function (GO): protein dimerization activity
Source: RefSeq, a predicted model, not a curated record
AUGGAGCGGGCGCGGCGCCUGGCUGCCGAGGAGGACCUGUUCCACACGAGCCUGGGCGCGGCGGCCAAGAGGAUGGAGUCCGCCUUCCGCUCGCCCCCGGGGCUCGACCUGGCCGCCCACCAGCCGCAGCCCCGCCAGGCGCCCUCGCCCCUCGGCUGCUACGAGGCGGCCGAGGCGGAGGCGCUGCUGCGGGAAGGGGCGGCCGGGGCGCUGGGCGCCGGAGACCCGCUGGGCGUCAAGUUCGGGCCGAGCGGGACCAGCCGCAGCUCGGCGGCCGAGAGCAGCGGCGGCGAGCAGAGCCCCGACGACGACAGCGACGGCCGCUGCGAGCUGCUGCUGCGGGGCCCGGGCGGCGGCGGCGGCGGGGGCGCGGGGGGCGCCCUGUUGAAGACGCCCGAGGGCGGCGCCUGCUCCAACAGCCACCACGGCGGCGGCAAGAAGUCCAAGGAGCAGAAGGCGCUGCGCCUCAACAUCAACGCCCGCGAGCGGCGGCGCAUGCACGACCUGAACGACGCGCUGGACGAGCUGCGGGCCGUCAUCCCCUACGCGCACAGCCCCUCGGUGCGCAAACUCUCCAAGAUCGCCACGCUCCUCCUGGCCAAGAACUACAUCCUCAUGCAGGCGCAGGCCCUCGACGAGAUGCGCCGCCUCGUCGCCUAUCUCAACCAGGGCCAGGCCAUCUCCGCCGCCUCGCUGCCCGGCUCGGCCGCCGCCGCUGCCGCCGCCGCCGCCGCCGCCUUGCACCCGGCCCUCGGGGCCUACGAGCCGGCGGCCGCCGGCUACCCCUUCAGCGCCGGCCUGCCCCCCGCCACCUCGUGCCCGGAGAAAUGUGCCAUUUUCAACAGCGUCUCGUCCAGCCUCUGCAAGCAGUGCACGGAGAAGCCUUAA